AUGUCUGUGAUCACGUCUGAGAUCACGUCAGAGAUCACGUCUAAGAUCACGUCAGAGAUCACGUCUAAGAUCACGUCUGAGAUCACAGAUCAUGUCAGAGAUCACAUCAUGUCUAAGAUCAUGUCAGAGAUCAUGUCAGAGAUCAUGUCUGAGAUCAUGUCUAAGAUCAUGUCUAAGAUCAUGUCUGAGAUCACGUCUAAGAUCACGACAGAGAUCACGUCUAAGAUCACAUCUUAG
This is a messenger RNA of Knipowitschia caucasica, 237 nucleotides long. The record is from the annotation of a GenBank genome assembly. NCBI's taxonomy places the organism in Eukaryota, Metazoa, Chordata, Actinopteri, Gobiiformes, Gobiidae.